AUGACAGCCGUGGACGUGGGCGCCCUUCUGGACGCUGGGGACGGCGCCGUGGUGACGCCGGUGGCAGGCGACAACCGGCUGGCGGCGCACAGGGCCGUCCUGGCAGCCAGGAGUCCUGUGUUCGCCACCACGUUAAGGCGCGACAUGCUGAAGACCAGCGCUGGCGAGAUCAGCAUCGCAGGUGUGGGGGGCCCGGUGCUGCGCCGACUGGUCUCCUACCUGUACACCCCGCAAGCCCCCCAGCUGCCCGGUGUGGCCCCCCAGCUCCCUGGCGUGGCCCCCCAGCUGCCCGGCGUGGCCCCCAGCUGCUGGUCGCAGCAGAUAGGCAGCCUCAAGCGGGCCACACUGGCGUUCAUUAAGGCACGCACCCACGAGGUGGUGGCGACAAAGGGCUGGGAGGAUGCGGUGCGCGAAAGACCAGAAGAGUUGAUCGAAGUCAGUCGACUGCUAUGUGAGCCAACACCACAGACCAGAUUACCAGCCGCUACACAGCUUAGGCACACCACUGCCACCACCGCCACCAUCACCACCGGCAUGGCCGCCACCACCGCCAACACAGCCGCCAUCACCAACACCGCCACCACCGCCACGACCUCUGCCGUCACAGCCCACCAGACUCUUGCUGCAGCUGCAGCUGCACCGCCCACGACUCCUCCACCUCAUGAAGGCACUGUCUCUCGGAUGCGGAGCCUCUCUGGAGAGCAGAGAGUAUGGAGGCUGAUCCAGGCGGCUCGGCAGGGGGCAGUAUGGGAGCUAAGGGCACUGCUCGCAGUGGGGGCGGACGUGGGGGCGAUGGGUGGAGGUGGGUGGACCGCCCUGCACUGGACAGCAUGGGAGGGACAUGUGGAGACGGCGAGGUGCCUACUGGAGGCCGGGGCGCCAGUGGACGCCUGGGACGACGGUCUGAAGAGGACGCCUCUGUUCUGUGCUGCACAGAGGGGCCAUGCAGCUGUGACGCAGCUGCUGCUAUCGGCCUCCGCCGACCCAAACUUCAAGGAUGUGGAUGGGUGGACGCCGUUGCACUUUGCAGCUCAAGGUGGCAGCCCAGAAGUGGCAGCUGCACUGCUCGAGGCGGGGGCCGACCAGGAAACCAGAAAUGAUGAUGGGGACACAGCCCUGGACAUCGCCAGGCAGUGUAACAGGCGGCAGCUGAUCGAGAUGCUGUCAUCAGGCAGCCAGUCCAAAAAACUCCCUCUGCAAUAA
Molecule: messenger RNA, 1203 nt
Organism: Schistocerca serialis cubense
Lineage: Eukaryota; Metazoa; Arthropoda; Insecta; Orthoptera; Acrididae
Product: poly [ADP-ribose] polymerase tankyrase-1-like
Exons: 4
Coding region: 1-1203 (400 amino acids)
Cellular component (GO): cytoplasm; nucleus
Molecular function (GO): protein binding
Source: RefSeq, a predicted model, not a curated record